This is a messenger RNA of Herpailurus yagouaroundi (jaguarundi), 2051 nucleotides long. It is a transcript of the gene SPTLC2, whose product is annotated as serine palmitoyltransferase long chain base subunit 2. Bases 90 to 1790 code for a protein of 566 amino acids. Gene Ontology annotation, molecular function: pyridoxal phosphate binding; serine C-palmitoyltransferase activity. Gene Ontology annotation, cellular component: serine palmitoyltransferase complex. NCBI's taxonomy places the organism in Eukaryota, Metazoa, Chordata, Mammalia, Carnivora, Felidae. Gene Ontology annotation, biological process: sphingosine biosynthetic process; ceramide biosynthetic process. The transcript is spliced from 12 exons. The record is from RefSeq and is a predicted model, not a curated record.
GAGGUGGGUGGGGUGCGGAGCGGGACUGAAGCUGCUGCCGUCUCGGCCGCCGCCUACAGAGUCGCCUUGUGCCUGGUGCUACCGGGACGAUGCGGCCGGGGCCCGGAGGCUGCUGCUACCGUCGCCCUGUGCGGGCGAACGGCUGCGUGGCGAACGGGGAAGUGCGGAACGGGUACGUGAGGAGCACCGCCGCUGCCGCCGCCGCCGCAGCCGCCGCCGCCGCCGCCGGCCAGGUCCAUCAUGUUACACAAAAUGGAGGACUUUACAAAAAACCGUUUAAUGAAGCUUUUGAAGAAACACCGAUGCUGGUCGCUGUGCUUACUUAUGUGGGGUAUGGUGUACUCACUCUCUUUGGAUAUCUCCGAGAUUUCUUGAGGCAUUGGAGAAUUGAAAAGUGUCAUCAUGCAACAGAAAGAAAAGAACAACAGGACUUUGUGUCAUUGUAUCAGGAUUUCGAAAACUUCUAUACAAGAAACCUCUACAUGAGGAUUAGAGACAACUGGAAUCGACCGAUCUGUAGUGUGCCUGGAGCCAGGGUGGACAUCAUGGAGAGGCAGUCUCAUGAUUAUAACUGGUCCUUCAAGUACACAGGGAAUAUAAUUAAAGGUGUUAUAAACAUGGGUUCCUACAACUAUCUUGGAUUUGCACGGAAUACUGGAUCAUGUCAAGAAGCAGCUGCCAAAGUCCUAGAGGAGUAUGGAGUUGGAGUGUGCAGCACUCGGCAGGAAAUUGGAAACCUGGACAAGCAUGAAGAACUAGAGAAGCUUGUGGCAAGUUUCUUGGGAGUAGAAGCUGCUAUGGCAUAUGGCAUGGGAUUUGCAACAAAUUCAAUGAACAUUCCUGCUCUUGUUGGCAAAGGUUGCCUGAUUUUGAGUGACGAACUAAACCAUGCAUCUCUGGUUCUAGGAGCCAGACUCUCGGGAGCAACCAUUCGAAUCUUCAAACACAACAAUAUGCAAAGCCUAGAGAAGCUGCUGAAAGAUGCCAUUGUUUAUGGUCAGCCUCGGACUCGAAGGCCCUGGAAGAAAAUUCUAAUCCUUGUGGAGGGAAUAUAUAGCAUGGAGGGAUCUAUUGUUCGCCUUCCUGAAGUGAUUGCUCUUAAGAAGAAAUACAAGGCAUACUUGUAUCUAGAUGAAGCUCACAGCAUUGGGGCUCUGGGACCUACAGGUCGAGGGGUGGUAGAUUACUUUGGCCUGGAUCCUGAGGAUGUGGACGUUAUGAUGGGAACAUUCACAAAGAGUUUUGGUGCUUCUGGAGGAUACAUUGGAGGCAAGAAGGAGCUGAUAGACUAUCUGCGAACACAUUCCCAUAGUGCAGUGUAUGCCACGUCGCUGUCACCGCCUGUUGUGGAGCAGAUUGUCACCUCUAUGAAGUGCAUCAUGGGGCAGGAUGGCACUACCCUCGGCAAAGAAUGUAUACAGCAGUUAGCCGAAAACACCAGGUAUUUCAGAAGACGUCUGAAAGAGAUGGGCUUCAUCAUCUAUGGAAAUGAAGAUUCUCCAGUGGUGCCUUUGAUGCUCUACAUGCCAGCCAAAAUUGGCGCCUUUGGACGGGAGAUGCUGAAGCGGAAUAUCGGGGUAGUUGUGGUGGGAUUUCCUGCUACUCCGAUUAUUGAGUCCAGAGCCAGGUUUUGCCUGUCAGCAGCUCAUACCAAAGAAAUACUUGAUACUGCUUUAAAAGAGAUAGAUGAAGUUGGGGACCUAUUGCAACUGAAGUAUUCGCGUCAUCGGUUGGUACCUCUACUGGACAGGCCCUUUGACGAGACUACAUAUGAAGAAACAGAAGACUGAGCCUUUUUGGUGCUCCCUUGGAGGAACUCUUCCUACCAGGACAGUGUGUGGCUUUUCUGAGCCAGUUCCAGGAACCAUACUUCUGUGGCCAUCUCACGUGAAAGACAUUUCCUCAACUACUGACGGUGGCCACCUCACUCUAAAUGGCAUUUUGUAAAUAGUAAAAAACUGCUUCACAUUCUUCCUUUGCUACAUUUCACCUUUCAAAAAAGAGGUGACCCGCUCUACUUUUUUGUCCAUUAAAAAUGUUUUAUUUUAUAA